Messenger RNA from Raphanus sativus (radish), 1097 nucleotides. Its product is annotated as serine/threonine-protein kinase VPS15-like. Gene Ontology annotation, biological process: macroautophagy; protein targeting to vacuole; late endosome to vacuole transport. Gene Ontology annotation, molecular function: protein binding; protein serine/threonine kinase activity. Lineage: Eukaryota; Viridiplantae; Streptophyta; Magnoliopsida; Brassicales; Brassicaceae. The coding region runs from base 18 to 896 and encodes 292 amino acids. The record is from RefSeq and is a predicted model, not a curated record. Gene Ontology annotation, cellular component: late endosome; phosphatidylinositol 3-kinase complex, class III, type II; nucleus-vacuole junction. The transcript is spliced from 4 exons.
AUAGCUUGUCUGGCCCUAUGGUAAUGUAUAGUACACAAAACUGUGGGAUUCACCUUUGGGACACAAGAUCAGAUAUAGAUGCAUGGACACUGAAAGCAAACCCUGAAGAAGGAUAUGUGUCUUCUUUGGUUACAAGCCCAUGUGGGAAUUGGUUUGUGUCUGGGUCUUCAAGGGGAGUACUAACUCUUUGGGAUCUGAGAUUUCGUGUUCCCGUACAUUCAUGGCAAUACCCUAUAAUAUGCCCCAUAGAGAAGAUGUGCCUCUGCUUUCUUCCUCCAAGCGUCUCGCUGUCUACCACGAUGAGACCUUUUAUUUACGUUGCUGCUGGUUUCAAUGAAGUUUCACUCUGGAAUGCAGAUGGUGGUAGCUGUCAACAGGUAUGGAGAGUAGCCAACUAUGAAAAUGAGACGAAUGUUUCCGAGUUUCAAUGGAAGCUACCAGGCAGUAAAGCAAAUCCCAAGACGAAUACUCGCCAGAACAAUAGCUCCAAGUAUAGAAUUGAAGAGUUGAACGAGCCUCCUCCUCGUCUUCCUGGUAUCCGCUCCUUGCUUCCUUUGCCCGGAGGCGACUUGUUAACAGGUGGUACCGACUUGAAGAUUCGGCGUUGGGAUUACUCCAGCCCUGAGAGAAGUUACUGUAUCUGUGGUCCGAGUUUGAAGGGAGUUGCAAAUGAUGAUUUCUACGAACUCAAAACCAACUCUGGAGUGCAGUUUGUUCAGGAGACAAUGAGGCGACCUUUGGCGACCAAACUGACGGCAAAGGCAGUACUUGCAGCGGCUGCAACAGACACAGCAGGAUGUCACCGUGACUCAGUUCAGUCUCUGGCAUCAGUGAAGCUGAACCAGAGACUGUUAAUAUCAAGCAGCCGAGAUGGAGCCAUUAAGGUCUGGAAGUAAGAAAAAACCAUGAUGGUUUCUUUGUUUGUACAGUGUUGUUAUAGUGUUUCUUAUACUCUUUACCGUUUUCUUUUCCUCAUUGUAACAUCAGAUGCUAAAAAAAAACUUUUUAGCUUUGUAUCUUUAGCUUACGUUUUUUCUAUUUGUAAAGAUUUUUCUUUUGAUUGAUUUAAACAGAAGAUAAAUUCAACAGUUACUUUA